This is a messenger RNA of Petromyzon marinus (sea lamprey), 3084 nucleotides long. Lineage: Eukaryota; Metazoa; Chordata; Hyperoartia; Petromyzontiformes; Petromyzontidae. The record is from RefSeq and is a predicted model, not a curated record.
AUGGCGCGCGGCACAAAGCUCCCCCAGCUGUCACCGCCACAAGCUGUCACCGCCAGCAGCAGAAAGUGUCUCAGCUACAUAGCCAGCAACAGCAGCAGCAGCAAGAGGAGCAGAAAGUCUCAGCGACAUAGCCAGCAACAGCAGCAGCAGCGGAAAGUGUCUCAGCGACAUAGCCAGCAACAGCAGCAACAGCGGAAAGUGUCUCAGCUACAUAGCCAGCAGCAACAGCAGCAACAGCAGCAGCGGAAAGUGUCUCAGCUACAUAGCCAGCAACAGCAGCAGCAGCGGAAAGUGUCUCAGCGACAUAGCCAGCAGCAACAGCAGCAGCGGAAAGUGUCUCAGCUACAUAGCCAGCAGCAACAGCAGCAGAAAGUGUCUCAGCUACAUAGCCAGCAGCAGCAGCGGAAAGUGUCUCAGCGACAUAGCCAACAACAGCAGCAGCAGAAAGUGUCUCAGCAACAUAGCCAGCAACAGCAGCAGCGGAAAGUGUCUCAGCGACAUAGCCAGCAACAGCAGCAGCAGCAGAAAGUGUCUCAGCUACAUAGCCAGCAACAGCAGCAGCAGCAGCGGAAAGUGUCUCAACUACAUAGCCAGCAACAGCAGCAGCAGCGGAAAGUGUCUCAGCUACAUAGCCAGCAGCAGCAGCAGCAGCGGAAAGUGUCUCAGCGACAUAGCCAGCAACAGCAGCAACAGCGGAAAGUGUCUCAGCUACAUAGCCAGCAGCAACAGCAGCAACAGCAGCAGCGGAAAGUGUCUCAGCUACAUAACCAGCAACAGCAGCAGCAGCGGAAAGUGUCUCAGCGACAUAGCCAGCAGCAACAGCAGCAGCGGAAAGUGUCUCAGCUACAUAGCCAGCAGCAACAGCAGCAGAAAGUGUCUCAGCUACAUAGCCAGCAGCAGCAGCGGAAAGUGUCUCAGCGACAUAGCCAACAACAGCAGCAGCAGAAAGUGUCUCAGCAACAUAGCCAGCAACAGCAGCAGCGGAAAGUGUCUCAGCGACAUAGCCAGCAACAGCAGCAGCAGCAGCAGAAAGUGUCUCAGCUACAUAGCCAGCAACAGCAGCAGCAGCAGCGGAAAGUGUCUCAACUACAUAGCCAGCAACAGCAGCAGCAGCAGCGGAAAGUGUCUCAGCUACAUAGCCAGCAGCAGCAGCAGCGGAAAGUGUCUCAGCUACAUAGCCAGCAACAGCAGCAACAGCAGCGGAAAGUGUCUCAGCUACAUAGCCAGCAGCAACAGCAGCAACAGCAGCAGCGGAAAGUGUCUCAGCUACAUAGCCAGCAACAGCAGCAGCAGCGGAAAGUGUCUCAGCGACAUAGCCAGCAGCAACAGCAGCAGCGGAAAGUGUCUCAGCUACAUAGCCAGCAGCAACAGCAGCAGAAAGUGUCUCAGCUACAUAGCCAGCAGCAGCAGCGGAAAGUGUCUCAGCGACAUAGCCAACAACAGCAGCAGCAGAAAGUGUCUCAGCAACAUAGCCAGCAACAGCAGCAGCGGAAAGUGUCUCAGCGACAUAGCCAGCAACAGCAGCAGCAGCAGCAGAAAGUGUCUCAGCUACAUAGCCAGCAACAGCAGCAGCAGCAGCGGAAAGUGUCUCAGCUACAUAGCCAGCAACAGCAGCAGCAGCAGAAAGUGUCUCAGCUACAUAGCCAGCAACAGCAGCAACAGCAGCGGAAAGUGUCUCAGCUACAUAGCCAGCAGCAACAGCAGCAGAAAGUGUCUCAGCUACAUAGCCAGCAACAGCAGCAGCAGCAGCGGAAAGUGUCUCAGCUACAUAGCCAGCAGCAGCAGCAGAAAGUGUCUCAGCUACAUAGCCAGCAGCAGCAGCAGAAAGUGUCUCAGCUACAUAGCCAGCAGCAGCAGCAGCGGAAAGUGUCUCAGCUACAUAGCCAGCAGCAGCAGCAGCAGAAAGUGUCUCAGCGACAUAGCCAGCAGCAGCAGCAGCAGAAAGUGUCUCAGCUACAUAGCCAGCAACAGCAGCAGCAGAAAGUGUCUCAGCUACAUAGCCAGCAGCAGCAAGAGGAGCAGAAAGUGUCUCAGCGACAUAGCCAGCAGCAACAGCAAGUGAAUCAGCGACAUAGCCAGCAGCAGCAGAAAGUGUCUCAGCGACAUAGCCAGCAGCAGCAGCAGAAAGUGUCUCAGCGACAUAGCCAACAACAGCAGCAACAGCGGAAAGUGUCUCAGCGACAUAGCCAGCAGCAACAGCAGCAGCGGAAAGUGUCUCAGCGACAUAGCCAGCAGCAGCAGCGGAAAGUGUCUCAGCGACAUAGCCAGCAGCAACAGCAGCAGCAGCGGAAAGUGUCUCAGCGACAUAGCCAGCAACAGCAGCAGCAGAAAGUGUCUCAGCUACAUAGCCAGCAACAGCAGCGGAAAGUGUCUCAGCGACAUAGCCAGCAGCAACAGCAGCAACAGCAGCAGCGGAAAGUGUCUCAGCUACAUAGCCAGCAACAGCAGCAGCAGCAGAAAGUGUCUCAGCUACAUAGCCAGCAGCAGCAGCGGAAAGUGUCUCAGCGACAUAGCCAGCAGCAGCAGCGGAAAGUGUCUCAGCGACAUAGCCAGCAGCAGCAGCGGAAAGUGUCUCAGCGACAUAGCCAGCAGCAGCAGCGGAAAGUGUCUCAGCUACAUAGCCAGCAACAGCAGCAACAGAAAGUGUCUCAGCUACAUAGCCAGCAACAGAAAGUGUCUCAGCUACAUAGCCAGCAACAGCAGCAGCAGCGGAAAGUGUCUCAGCUACAUAGCCAGCAGCAGCAGCAGCAGCGGAAAGUGUCUCAGCUACAUAGCCAGCAGCAACAGCAGCAACAGCAGCAGCAGCGGAAAGUGUCUCAGCUACAUAGCCAGCAACAGAAAGUGUCUCAGCUACAUAGCCAGCAACAGCAGCAGCAGAAAGUGUCUCAGCUACAUAGCCAGCAGCAGCAGCAAGAGGAGCAGAAAGUCUCUCAGCUACAUUGCCAGCAACAGCAGCAACAGCAGCAAGUGUCUCAGCUACAUAGCCAGCAGCAAGAGGAGCAGAAAGUGUCUCAGCUACAUAGCCAGCAGCAGCAACAGCAAGUGAAUCAGCUCAUAGCCAGCAGCGACAACAACAGCAAGUGA